GAUUGCCCUCCCAGCCUCACCCUUUUCCCGUCCUGCGCCACCGCAUCCCACCUCUCUCUCCUCUCCUCCUCCAAGCAUGAAGGCUUCACGAAGAAUGUGAGCAAUCGAUGAAUGGUCUCAAGCAAAGCAAUCCAAUGUCCUCCUCCUACGACCGCUACGAGCGCUCAGCGCGCAGACCCCAGCCCGCCCCGUCGCGACGCGGCACCUUCUCCUACUGGCUCCCCCUCGCCUUCACCGUCACCGUCGCGACAGUUGGCAUCGUAGCCUGGAUAUGGAGUGAGCGAAGUGAUGACGAGGACGAGCUGCCUCCUCCCCCAGGCCGCCCGGCAGACAAUGUCUAUAACCGUCCAGAUUACGGGCGCAAUCCUGAUGGCAGUGUGAGAACUGGACCGCCCUCAUACGCAGAUGUCAGGCCGGGAGAAGUCGCGUAUGGGACAGCUCAAGGAAGGCCGGAAGAGCAGCAGACGUAUAUGGCGCGCAUGUCCGGGGCGUUGAAGAGGACGCCUAGCCCGCAGCAGAUCUAUGAUGGAGCGAGUCGCACGGUUCUUGGGGGCAUUGCGGCUGCUGGCGCAGUGGUGGGAAGCGCAUUGAGCAGUAUUAGAGAGGAGGAUAAGAAUGCAUAUAAGGACCACAGGACUUGGAGUGAAGAGGCGGAAGGGAGGGCUUCUGGAGUGAGUCCUGUCCCACAAGGAGGAAUCGAAAUGAGGAGUGCGAGCGAGCCUGGCGUACAACCGACAGCCAGAGCGCCUGUUGGAAAUGGAAAGAGGAAGACGGUCGCAAUUGUGGUUUCUGCAGAUACCACUAACGAUGAUGACUUUGAUGAUGAGGGUGGUUUCUACGAGCGUGCUUCUAUUCUCUCCCAUCUUCCUCGAAAUACCGAUUUCUCCAAGAUCCGACUGUUCGUCUUGAUAUAUGCGCCUGGUCUGAAGGAACACCCACUUGAUGCAGCUGCUGCGCGUGCACCUGGGUCUUUGAGCUCCUCGUUCUCCAAUAUUGGUCACGAACAAGCACAAUCACCAGGCCAAGAAGUUGAGAAAACAUUGACCUCUACUUCGUCAUCCCCAGCAUUCAACGCUGUGUACUCCCAAGCUCUCAGCCUGGUCGAAAAAGAAACAAUGGUCAUCCCCUUCACGACUCCCACAGGCCACGUCCACAUCCUUCGACAUCUCGGCCCCGAUACUGUCUACCUACAGGAAUCGCUCGCUGGAAACGACGGUGAAGUGAUUACACAUCUUCAAAGCUGGUUACGACAAGAUGUGGUUCUUGUUGUGGGUGCAGAUGGAGGACACGGCGGGCUAGCAGACAGUGAGAGCGAAGCUGAGCAUGUGGAGAAGAAAGAACAUUGGUGGGAGAAAGAGGAGAGAGUUGGAAGGGGUAGAGGAAUUGUGGUCGUGGAGGGAUUGCGGGUUGGUGAUGAUUGGGCGAGGAGAGUUGAAAAUAGGGAGUGAUGCUGCAAAUUUUACGAAGGGCUUUGGGGUUACGUAUGAUUUCAUGCACAGUUUUCAAUUUACUGAAUAUACGAAUUAUGCUCGAAGGUUGAUGCUGAGUUUUGGUUUUCAUACCAGCUCUGCCGAGGCUAAAAGCAGCUUACAGCUUGAUGGGGAGAAUUCUCAACCACUACAAUAAAAACGGCCAGAGGCCACAUACACG
Hyaloscypha bicolor E is the source of this 1650-nucleotide messenger RNA. RefSeq lists its product as uncharacterized. The record is from RefSeq and is a predicted model, not a curated record. NCBI's taxonomy places the organism in Eukaryota, Fungi, Ascomycota, Leotiomycetes, Helotiales, Hyaloscyphaceae. Bases 108 to 1448 code for a protein of 446 amino acids. The transcript is spliced from 3 exons.